This is a messenger RNA of Dothidotthia symphoricarpi CBS 119687, 546 nucleotides long. RefSeq lists its product as uncharacterized. Bases 1 to 546 code for a protein of 181 amino acids. The record is from RefSeq and is a predicted model, not a curated record. The transcript has a single exon. NCBI's taxonomy places the organism in Eukaryota, Fungi, Ascomycota, Dothideomycetes, Pleosporales, Dothidotthiaceae.
AUGGCUAUGCCCAUGGGCUUCGCCGCGCAGAUCAAGGUGCUGCAAGAAACGCAGCGCGAGCAAGCUGAACGAAUCGCCUUCCUAGAGCAGGAAAACGCGGAGCUCAAGGCUUCGGAAGAUCAAAACCUUGUCGCACGAAUCGACGCGCUUGAACGGCACAACGUCCACCUCACGGCGCGACGCAAAGAAGCAGUUGCCCAGCUUCUCAACUUACGCACCCUUCACCAGGAAGCCAACAACGCGUUUCACUUGCGCUCGAUUGAUAUACAGCCUGACGAUCUUGAGGGUGUGCUUGUUGUAUACGGCACCUCAAUCACGUCUGUUGUCAACCAUCAUCAGCGCGCACUGGCACACCUAAGUGUUGGAAGUCAACUCGCGCAAACGCCGAUGUACAGCACGACCGCCCCAUACCCUCGCUACAUUAACCAAGGCUGCCUACCAACUAGUCCGAUGCCUAUUGGGUAUGCGUAUCCAGCGGCUUACGCUCAGUCGGGAUAUUGCCUUGCUCACAACAUUCCCUACCCAUGUCGAAUGUGCGAUCGAUAG